AUGCCAGCCAUACUAUUUCCUGAAGAGUUUAGGCAAUAUUUAAAUUCUUCAAGUAAUCCUCCCACAAGUUUGAUUGAUCCAUAUAAUCGUAAUGAAUUUUAUAUGGUAACCGAUUCGUUGAUUAUACUGUUUGCAUUGAGCUGUCUCGGGAAUUUGGUCGUAAUUUACAGAACAUAUAAACAAUGGAAGUUUAAUAAAAAAAGCUUGAAGAUGGCUUAUAAACUGCCGUUUUACACCUCUUUAUCAGGUUUCAUAGAAAAUGGAUUAUUUCUAAUAAAUAUCGUACAUACUUCCAUGUAUGCAAAUGUCUUUGAGGAACCGGCAUGCAAAAUAAUCAGCUUUGUACUUUGGGCCCUUAUUACAAUCAGUUUAUCAUUAUAUUCCAUUAUGGCCGUGGCAACAUAUCUUCGAAUUUGCCAUAAUUAUGAUACAAUCUUACGUUUUGGUAAAUACGAUUAUAGGCUUUGGUUUCAUGUAUUCUUGAUAUCUGUAAUAUUUCAACUGGUCAACAUACGAAACCAUGGUUCGCGUAAAUAUUGGUGUGCUGGAAAAGCCGGAAAAUUCUCCUCGUCCAUAUUCUUAUUCGUAUUAAUAACAUUAUCGUUGAUAGUAAUCCUCUAUUGCUAUGUGAAAAUACUAAUGAAAAUACAAACUAAUAAAAAUGAAAAACUAAUUAAAAACGGCGAGUUUGAGAAGAAGGCUACUAAAAAAGUCGUCAGUUACAUGAUCAUAUUUGUCCUGCAAUGGGUUCUUAUACAGGCUCAGAAUUUAGGUAGAUUAUUCGGUGUUGAACAUCCUUGGAUCUAUAUUUUAAAAGGUUGCGGACAUGCAUUAGGUGCGAUCGGUAACGUGGUUCAAUUAAUUAUAAAUGAAGGCUGGGACCCUAACAAAACAAAUGUUACUAAAGACGAUCAAUCAAAUAAUGUAACUUUCGAGAAAGGUCAUUCGAGCUUAAAUAGUUUAGAUACGAAUAUUGGUCGAGUCUAA
Funneliformis mosseae is the source of this 987-nucleotide messenger RNA. The record is from the annotation of a GenBank genome assembly. NCBI's taxonomy places the organism in Eukaryota, Fungi, Glomeromycota, Glomeromycetes, Glomerales, Glomeraceae.